AUGAAAAAGUUAAUGUUACAAUUAUUACUAGCAAUUUUAGCUAUUGUUGCUUUAUAUACAGUUCAAGUUGAUUCCACUGACAUUGAUAAAUCACGUGUUAUAGUACUACCAACUCCAAAACCUCCAAUUGUCAUUGAUCGAUGCAUUUACUGUUUUCUGCAUCCAACAGCAACUGGAUGCAAUCCAUGCAAAUAUGGUUCACCAAUCCUAAAUGUUCCCUGUGGACAAGGAAGUAGAAGAUGUGAAGCAUUAGGUGGUACAUGUAAAUAUAAUCAAUGCGAUAGAGCUUAUUGUUGUCCAUAUGAACAUCGAGGUUGUUGUCCACCAUUAUACAUCCAUGUCGAACAAAUAAUAGAGAAUGAGAAAGACUUUCGUUUUUCAAAAGGUGAACAAGGUGUUUUAACACGAAUAUGUGCUUGUCGUUAUGAUCGAUAA
Molecule: messenger RNA, 435 nt
Organism: Rotaria sp. Silwood1
Lineage: Eukaryota; Metazoa; Rotifera; Eurotatoria; Philodinida; Philodinidae
Source: the annotation of a GenBank genome assembly